UAUGUUUGUGCAGUUCCUCAUCAUUUGUGUUCCUCAUGACAUUUGUUUGUGUUUGUGGUGUAUGUGUAAUGGAAGCAACAAAUGCCAAUUUAAGAAAUUAACAAAAAAAGAAAAGAAUUGAAGACACACAAAAAAAGGGAAGUCAGUCAGUCAAUCGUCAUUUUAUUUAUACAUAUUCAGUACAACAAAAAUUAAAGUAGAAUAAAACAAAAGAAACAGCACAGAUAACUAAGGAACAAACAAAGAUUUUGCUUUGUGUUUUAUAAUAAUAUAAACUGUUUGCUGUUCCUAUAACUUAAUAUGGACAACAAUGAUGCACAAAGCAUUAAUACGACAACAGCAGCGGCAGACGAUAGUGACAAUGAUGAAGUAACGGAUUUCUUAAACUCCAACUCUUCCCCAAAUGCUAUUACACCUUUAAUUGCUGCUACUUUAAAUACUACCACUACAACUUCCAUAUCUACUACUGCAACAACUACUAUUGCAACUGCUAACCUAGAUACUACAACAUUUCAGAAUCUUGUGGAUAGUUCUAAAACAAAUCUAAAUAAUAUAACACGUUGCAAUACGGUGGAAAGUCAAAAUUAUUGUAUACCUGUUAUCAAUACACCACCCAACAACAAUCAACAUUCCUCUCGACAUUCCGGCAUCUUGUCAUCUUCUUCGAACAAUAAUAAUAACAACAACAAUACUUCCAACUCUCAUAUUCAGCUGGCAGCAGCAAAAAACGACAAUAACAUGAUUCCCAUCAUAAAUGUUACACCUCAUAGUCCUGCCAAUGUCUCGAAAUACAAUAACAUUUUCGAGGACACUCUCAGUCAAUUGCAGAAUAUACGCGAAAGUGUGGUGCAAAUGAAAAAUUCCUCAUCUCACAUGAACGAUGGUUUGUCUAAUUAUGGUCUUGUAAAUGCCGCCAUUUUAAGUGCAUCUUUGCCCGAUCUUUCGGCCACUGGUAAUGGUGUGGUGGGUUCGUCCGGUUCUGGUCCUUAUGGACCACUGGCUGCCCACUUUGUUAUGUGGUCACCGCAGCAGCAACAACAGUAUUUAUUAAAUGCUGAUCGACGUAAAUCAUGGACUGGCAUUGAUGAUCUAACAGCUGGUGGAGAUUGUACGAAUAAAAGUGUUAGUCUGUCGAGCUUGGAUAGUGAGGAACAGGAAACGAUAAGGGUUACAGAGCAGAGAAGACGUUCGGCUAGGAAUAGCACGGGUGGUAUUUCAACGCACUCUUUGAAUGAAGCAGAACUUGCAAGAGAUUUUGAACGUAUUGCAGCUAAAAGAAGUUUGGCCACCGAGAUAAUUAGUCGCAUACCUUUACAAAAAAGUAUUUCCACGUCUUCUAUUGUAGCCAAGGAAGAUAUUAAGGCUAUUGCCAGACAUCUAACAGACAGCGAAGAUGAAAAUCAAAGUCUACUGAGAGCACAUGCUAAAAUAGAAGUGUACGAUAACGUAGAGAAGAGACGUAAACGUGGUUCUUUGUUUUUCCGCAAGAAAAAAGAUAAAACAAAAAUGAAAUCAAUUGGUGGUCAAGUGGCCAACUGUGAUGUUUGUGGUGUCAGUCUGUCGUUGGGUACGCUCAAGGACCAUCAGCUGGAGUGUAAAGGAGGCAGCAGUGGUGGUAAGAAGGGCAGUACAGCUGGUAUUGUGGGAGGUUUAACUAAAAAAUCCGAUAAAGGCGAAAUGACUCAAGACUUUUAUGAUGGUCCCGAACAAAAUUCCAACUACAAUGAUGAUAAUACACCUUUAAUAAGGUCAGAAUUUCUGAAUGAUGCUCCCAUAGAAGCUCACGACUUAAAGGCCGAUCCUGCUUUGGGUAUAUGCUUGAAAGAGCAUGAUUCUUGGUCUCCCGGCAUACCAAAGGAUAUAUUGAAGACACUUAAGGACACCCAAAUCAAACGACAAGAACAUAUUUAUGAAUUCAUAAUGACUGAAAAGCAUCACUGUCAAACGUUGUUGGUCAUGCAGAAGGUGUUUGUGGAAAGUAUGGAACGUUAUUUCCCAGCCCUAAAUUGCAAUAAAAUGUUUCCUAGACUGCAAGAGCUAACGGAAUUGCAUUGUGGUUUCCUUAAAAAGUUAAGGCUAAAGCAAAAAGAACACUUUGUGGUGGAUUCAAUAGCCGACAUCUUAUUGGAGUUUUUCUCCUUGGAGAAGGCCCAACAUUUGCGCCUGGCUUAUGGGGAGUUCUGUGCUAAUCAUCGUUCGGCUUUGGAACAAUUUAAAGCAUGCAUGACCAGCCGGGAUCCCACGUUCUCCGAGUGGUAUAAGCACUGUCUGACCAAUGCUUUGCUAAAAAAGAAGGGCAUACCAGAGUGUAUAUUGUUUGUAACGCAACGUUUAACAAAGUAUCCUCUGCUAAUAGAGCCGCUGCUGAAAAGUGCCCGAGAAGAUAAGUUAGAAUGUGAUAAACUGCAGCAUGCCUUGGCUUUGGUUAAGGAGCUUUUGGUGGAUGUGGAUGCCUGUGUGGCCGAAAAGGAGCUCAGAGAACGCCAGAUUGAUAUCUACAAUCGUAUAGAUAAUAAAUCAUUUGCUAUUUACAAAAACAAACCAUUCCGUAAAUCAGAUGUGGGAGUGGAAUCGAAAAGAAGACUUAAGUUUGAGGGCUUGGCCACCUUAAUGCAGGGAAGAUCUAAAAUGCAAUUGGUUUUAGUGGUGGUGUUGACCGAUUGUUUGUGUUUCCUAAAUGAAAAUUCAGCCCACAACAAGUACAUGUUUUUCACGCCCGAACAUAAGGCCGGAGUAGUGCCUCUGCAAAAACUUUUGAUUAGAGAAAAAGCAGGCACCGAAUCCAGAGGCAUUUAUAUAAUUUCAUCGAAUCCCUUAUUUCCAGAAAUGUACGAACUAAAAGUACAAACGCCUAAAGAUAAGAAUGUCUGGAUACAAUCCAUCAGGCAAGCUGUACUCGACUGUCCCUCAUCCGAUGUCAUUGAAUCGGAGGAUUUGACGCAUGAGGAGAAACUACGUAUAGGGGUUAAUAAACGGGAGAUAAUAGAGAAAAUAAGACAAAAGGAUAUAGAACAGGCUAUUUUACUGGAAGAAAAGAUUCUUUUGCAAUUGAAUCUUAUACAAAAAGAUCAAAAACUCUUCCCGGAACAACAACAGCAACAAGAUCAACAACAGCUGCAACAAAUAUCUAAUGCCAGCAACAUGAGUGCUGCUCAAUUUCUAACAACCUUUGGCUCUUAUAAAGACCUGUCAGUAGGAGCCGAUUGUGAUACAGCCGAAUUGUGGAAGAAGGUGUUAAAUACCGUUCAAGAUAUAACACAAUUAGCAUCUACCGUUUAUACGGCAGCCACAGGGCAACCGGUCUCUAGAUCGGUUAGUUCGGUGGGUGAAAAGCACAGUGAUACAUACAAUUCUCCCACCCUGCCAAAGCGGGCCGAAACGUUUGCCGGUUUUGAUGAGAAACGAGCAAAAAACAACUUUCCCUGCAGAGCCGAUAAAAUGGGCACGUUACAAGUAUUAUCGCCACGUCUGCAGGAAUUGGAAGAAACUAAAAAAGAAACCAAAAACACUUCAAUAAUAUCCACACUACUGGCUACGGCCGGCGGGGAAACAGACUCUCAAAUAUGUGAUCAAAUAAUCGGUAUUUCAACGGCCAGCGGCGGCCUAGCUGUAACCAAAGAUAAUAAUUUAGCUUUACUACAAGUUACCCACAAUCUACACACCCUACUCUGUAUUAUUUCACAACAAAUGACCACCAUACAAUCCCUACAACUGCAAUUGGCGCUCUACCGCGAAAGUCCCCGCGCCUCAUACACACACAACGAUCAGUUGGAGGAAUUGAGAAAUUUACAAGAUAAACUGCAGGAAGAAAAGAUAGCUUGGAUGCGCCAGCGAGAGCAGCAAGAACAGGAAUUGAAUGAGAAGAAGGAGUCGCUCGAUAAAAUGCAGGAGCAGAUUAACACCCAGCAAGAAGAUAUCAAGCAGCAGCGAGAGCAGUUGUAUAGAAAAAUGGAAGUAUUAUCAAGCCAAGGACUACUUAUCUCGCCCAAUACACCACUUAAUAUUUCUACACAACUCUUGCAAACAACAGCAGCAAAUAAUGUCAAUGACGUGGACAAUGAUGUGCAUGACUCUAACAGUGCGUCAAAUAUGCAUGAUUUAGCAACAAUGACAAAUAGUUGCACACCUGCUACUAAUACAUCCGCAACACCCACGACAGCUAAUGUGGCCAGUACGGUGGAUAGGCGUAAGGAUAAAUGGCGCACGGCUUCGACAAUAUCAAAAACGCCGCCGGUUAAUCUACUAAGUGCAACUAAUGCCCCAAAAACCCAAGCAAAUGUGGUUAAACAAAAAAUACCCAUGAAACUGUCAUCACUCUCAUCAAGCUCAUCCAAUUCCUCAUCUUCAGCAGCGGCUAAUGCUAAUGCGGUUAAUAAAGUCGAUAAAUCCAAUAGUUUUACCACCAAUAACCAUUACAACUCUGCCUCUUCUGCGGGCAUAACUCAAAUGUUUCCCCUUAAAUUAGCCGACAAACGGGUAACAGCCAAUGUCAACUCUUCAACACCUUUAGCCCCACAACAUUCGCGAACUGGCAGCUCUCCGGCCAUUAUACAACAUCCCCAAAAUACGGCAAAUCUAACCUCACCACCAACUCCCUCGUCGGCGGGCGUUACACGCACCGACUCUUCGGCAACAUUUACUUAUGGCCAACGUUAUUCACUGGGAUCAGCAAAUGCCGCAGUAACAACUACGCCCACAUCCAGCCGCAUCAUUUCACAUACAGCAGCGGGUCAAACAAAAAUACCUCAUAUGUCAAAUGCAGCAUCAACAUCAUCAUUGUCAUCCUCUUCAAAUCCUGCAACUUCCUCGUCUACAACAACAUCAAAUCGUCCAAAUGUUCAAACUAAGCCCGAGGAGGAAGAAAUUUAUUUUUGACGUAAGUUUUCUAAAGAAGUUGAAAUAUAAAAUUUAUAAUAAUCUAUCAAUUUAUCAUAAUACUAAGAAGGGCUUAAUCGAUAUGUUUAAAUAAGUAAAUAUCAUAAUAUGAUACAUGCAUAUGAACAUGUAUUGAGUUGUAA
Messenger RNA from Calliphora vicina (urban bluebottle blowfly), 5018 nucleotides. It is a transcript of the gene cyst, whose product is annotated as cysts. Gene Ontology annotation, molecular function: guanyl-nucleotide exchange factor activity. The transcript is spliced from 3 exons. Bases 301 to 4875 code for a protein of 1524 amino acids. The record is from RefSeq and is a predicted model, not a curated record. Gene Ontology annotation, biological process: regulation of Rho protein signal transduction. Lineage: Eukaryota; Metazoa; Arthropoda; Insecta; Diptera; Calliphoridae.